Vigna angularis (adzuki bean) is the source of this 1017-nucleotide messenger RNA. RefSeq lists its product as uncharacterized. NCBI's taxonomy places the organism in Eukaryota, Viridiplantae, Streptophyta, Magnoliopsida, Fabales, Fabaceae. The coding region runs from base 1 to 1017 and encodes 338 amino acids. The transcript has a single exon. The record is from RefSeq and is a predicted model, not a curated record.
AUGGUGGCGACUCCACAAAUCUAUUUCUCAAACCCGUUUGUUUUUCGGGUCGCCGUCCCGUCGCGAUCUCAGUUGCGUUACUUACAUCAUUUGGCUAGCAACGAAGAGUGGGAGACCUUCAUGGACGUAUUGGCCCUUACCUUAUACGGCGUCAUGUUAUUUCCUAAGGUUGAGGAUUUUGUGGAUUAUGGUGCAAUAGAUAUUUUUGUGGCAAAUAGGACAAGAUUAGAGAAUCCUAUCGCUGCAAUCCUCGCUGAUGUUUAUGAGACAUUGAGUUUCUGCCAUGAAAGGAAGGGACAAAGGAUUCUAUGUUGUUUACCGACAUUAUAUUUGUGGUUGGCUUCUCGUGUGUUCAAGGGGACGGUUGAUAAAAGCAUAAAAGCGGACGAAUGGACUCAUUUCUUCGUAGGACUAAAUGGAGGGAAGAUAAAGUGGCGUCCUUCCUGGCUUAGGGGCAGGUGUUUCAUCCAUUAUUGUGGCGAUUUCCCCAACGUUCCACUCAUUGGAGCUCGGUAUUGUAUCAAUUACAAUCCUACUUUGGUUCAAAGACAGUUUGGGCAUCCCAUGAGAGGGGCACCAUCAUCCGAUUAUCUCACUCCACUUUUCAUUUAUUAUGAAGAUGGAUGUUUUAUUGAAAAACUAAGAGAGGUCAGAAGAGCUUGGGGAAACGUCGUGCGGUUUGAAGCAGAUGAAAGGGCAGGAGUGAUAAAUCAAGAAGUCAGUUAUCACAGUUGGAUUACACAAAGGGUAAAAGACAUUAAAUUGCCAUUCAAGUCAAUCACAGGUCGGCUAGUAGAUGAAAGGCAGUUUCUAAAUCCAAAGUCUGAUAAGGUAAAACAAUUGAAGAUAGAAAUAGAAGAAAUGAAAGAUCAGAAUAUUAAGUUGAUAGAAGAGCUACAAAAUGCUCGCAAUGAUGUUGUAGAUUUAACAUUGGAAAGGAAAGAAAUGACGCAGGCACAUGAAGAGGCUCUCACGAAACAAAACAUCGAAAAAGGUUAUACUCUCCGAAUAAAGUAG